AUGCCCAAAUUCUGCCGGAAUGAUGGGUCAUCUGGAGGGAAAAAGUCAAAGUCAAAGUCAAAGGUAAAGGCAAAGUCGAAGAAGAAUUCACCUGUCUCUGUUUGGUUUUCCCUUGUGGCUCUUUCUUGGUUGACUUGCUUUGGUCUUAUUACUCUCUCUGUGUUGAGUCAACAUUGGAUUAUAAUCUGGCUUUUGAUAUGGUUUCAGAUGGCAUCAUUAGUGCAUGGUGCACAGACUGAAACCCCAUUCCCAGAUAUAUCUUUUUCUGCAUUUACUCAAAUCAUUGAAUCAACCUUUGGAUCUAACAUCUCUUUGGCAACUGUCUUGACCCUUUUAUUCACAAUUACAGAAAAUGUGGACUUGUUGAAUCUCCAUUUUCAACAACAACACCCAGAAUUCCAAGGUGAAAACAAGACUCAGACCACUGGGUUGAUGAUUGCUUUAGCUAGGGCAUUGAUUGAUCAAUUGGGCUCAUAUAAUGAUGAGGAUGAAGAUGAUUCAACCCCCCAUGACAAGGUCAAGCUGGUUGCAGGAAAGUUGAAUGAUAUGGCUGUCAGUUUGAAUUUAACUCCAUAUGAUGACCAAGAUGCUUACAUUGGAAAGCUACUUCCUGUUUCCCAGAAAGCUAUUCAGCCUGUUCAUAUGAUAUGUCCUGGAUCACUUAUCAUGAACACUUUUUUCAUGAGUUUGGUGGAGCUAAGCAACCAAAGCGAGUUUACCUCAACUCAGCAAAUUAUCUGGAAGUUGGCGGUAACAACACUGGCAAAGCAAUGGUUUCGUCAGGCCUUUCAAGAGCGCAACAGCUUGUCUUUAUUCCGCAGAGUAUUGUACGAUGCUGACAGAUAUGCAUAUUUCUCAGAAGUCGACAUGGAUUGGUACACUGCAGAAUAUGUAGUACUGACAUCAAGGGAAUUCAAACUUUUUAGCGCCUGCUCGGACAUUCCUCUCAAUGUCCAACAGCACACAAUGGCAAGAAUAAAACGAAGCCAUCGUCUCUUUAAUGAUGGAGGAUGUAACAACUACCAUACCCUUUUCGUCCCUUUGAAAAGAUCUCAAAGUAGGGGACAAAGUCCGCAUUCUUUUGGGAAACCACGAAGGUGUUACGGGUUGGGUGGUGAAUGGAGACGACAACUAUGUACAGAGGUAUCUCUGGGGAUUGUCCAGUUCUUCACCUCCCCCUUUGUCUCUGGAACAGAGUCCUCGGAUUUAAAAGCUCCCUUCACAGAUGCGCAAAAUCAUCUUGUAGGAAAACAAGUAAUUCAGUCGAAUCUCCAGGACUGCUUGAGUUCUGCUCUGGCUACUAAUCUCCCACAUCCUGAUUACCACAGAACUGUUACCCCAAUCCCCGCAGCCUUAUGGCGUGAAGACUAUCUGUAUAUGGUCCCCCUUGAAAAAUACACCAAGUCCUAUACAGCUCACUCUAUCACCAACACGACGGCUUGCAAGAGUUACUGGGCCUACAUUAACCUCGAAUAA
Molecule: messenger RNA, 1476 nt
Organism: Laccaria bicolor S238N-H82
Lineage: Eukaryota; Fungi; Basidiomycota; Agaricomycetes; Agaricales; Hydnangiaceae
Exons: 8
Coding region: 1-1476 (491 amino acids)
Source: RefSeq, a predicted model, not a curated record